AUGAAGUUCUUGACGUCUAACUUUCUCAAGUGCUCUGUACAGGACUGUGACAAAAGCAACGAUAACUUCCCUUUGAAGUAUAAUGGAGAAAGCUGCCAACUGGAACAAGAUGAGAGCUUGGAUUUCAAUCCAGAGUUUCUUCUCCGAAUCAUCGAUCGAGUGGACUGGCCCGCUGUCGUCAGUGUAGCAUCAGAUCUAGGGAAUACCAGCUUGCCCAAUGGAAAGCCGGAUUUCACAAAUGAGGAAUUGAGCGAGGAGGACAUGGUCAUUUUGAGAGACUUGCACACCCUUUUGAUUCAGACUAACAUAGUGGAGGGAGAAAUGACGUGCCGGAACUGCGGCCACAUUUAUUACAUCAAAAAUAGCAUUCCAAACCUCCUGUUGCCUCCUCAUUUGGCGUAG
Molecule: messenger RNA, 402 nt
Organism: Lachancea nothofagi CBS 11611
Lineage: Eukaryota; Fungi; Ascomycota; Saccharomycetes; Saccharomycetales; Saccharomycetaceae
Source: the annotation of a GenBank genome assembly